Messenger RNA from Nezara viridula (southern green stink bug), 1090 nucleotides. Lineage: Eukaryota; Metazoa; Arthropoda; Insecta; Hemiptera; Pentatomidae. The record is from the annotation of a GenBank genome assembly.
CCAAAACCUGUUGCUGGGCACCUAUUCUGUUCAUUCCACAGCGUUUAGUAGUGAUUAACAUUCAAGAUGUUUGAAGCACGUUUAGUCCAAAGCUCUAUUUUAAAGAAAAUUUUAGAAGCAAUCAAAGAAUUGCUAAAUGAAGCAACUUUUGAUUGUUCUGAUUCUGGUAUUCAACUUCAAGCUAUGGAUAAUUCUCAUGUGAGUCUGGUAUCUUUAAAUUUGAGGAGUGAUGGAUUUGAUAAAUAUAGAUGUGAUAGGAAUUUAUCAAUGGGCAUCAAUCUUACCAGUAUGUUGAAAAUUAUGAAGUGCGCUGGGAAUGACGAUGUCCUUACUAUCAAAGCUCAAGACAAUGCCGACACUGUGAUGUUCAUGUUUGAGUCUCAAAAUCAAGAGAGAGUUUCGGAUUAUGAAAUGAAAUUGAUGAACUUGGACCAGGAACAUCUUGGAAUACCUGAAAAAGAUUACUCUUGUAUCAUCAAAAUGCCAGCUGGUGAAUUAGCCAGAAUAUGCAAAGAUUUAGGACAAUUUGGUGAAUCAGUUGUAAUAGCUUGUUCAAAGGAAGGAGUCAAGUUCUCUGCAGUUGGUGAUGUAGGAUCAGCUAAUAUAAAACUUGCACAAACAUCUAAUGUUGAUAAAGAAGAAGAAGCGGUUACUAUUGAAAUGCAAGAACCUGUUACAUUAACAUUUGCUUGCAAAUACCUUAUUUCUUUCACCAAAGCUACACCUCUGGCUUCACAGGUGCAAUUGUCAAUGUCUGCUGAUGUUCCUUUAGUAGUCGAAUAUAAGAUUGGUGAAAUCGGCCAGAUCAGGUAUUAUUUGGCUCCCAAAAUUGAUGAAGAAGAUAAUUGAUCAAUUCUUUAUUUGCGGCUUUUUAUAUUGUACUAAUGGCGAUUUAUUCAUAUUUCGUUUGUAAAUAAAAUUCAAACAUGAGUUAGCUUUAAAACUUAGGAUUAUUGAAAGUAUUGGCCCUAGAAAAUAAAUGAAAAUAUAAUCAGUAGAUGGGAGCUUUUAUUUCUAAGCAAACGAUGUGAGAUUAAUUAGUUUGUUAUUUGUUAAUGCAUAAUUUUUUUAAUUAAAACAUUUUUCAAAA